This is a messenger RNA of Baudoinia panamericana UAMH 10762, 930 nucleotides long. RefSeq lists its product as uncharacterized. The transcript has 4 exons. The record is from RefSeq and is a predicted model, not a curated record. NCBI's taxonomy places the organism in Eukaryota, Fungi, Ascomycota, Dothideomycetes, Mycosphaerellales, Teratosphaeriaceae. The coding region runs from base 92 to 655 and encodes 187 amino acids.
UCUCGCAAUGUUUCUCCUUUUGCUACCUUUCCGAUCACCUCACUCUCGUGCUGAACGCGUAUUUGUGACUUUUCGGUAACAUCGAUCCAGCAUGCGCAUCAUUCUCGCGUUCUUAGCUGCUGCGGCUUUCGCCCAUGCUGGUCUUUUCGAACAGGAGGUCUUCGCCGACCGGAAGCCACAUGCUGAUUCGGCGGAGGACGUUAUUAAUGUUGUGAAUCUAGAGAUCGCAGCACUCGGCGCAGCGAUCAGCCUUAUCAGUCCGAUUCCUGGCUACCCAGAAGACCAGGAUGGCUCGUCCGCGAACUUUACGAUCGCCGGAGCUAUAGAGUCAGAGAUGUGUUCGUCCUUAGAGCAGGACAAAUACGAGGGGUGGAAAAAAAUCCCACCGAGAAUACAUGCAUCCGACUAUGAACGGGUCCAAAACGCCACGGGAAAGUUGUGUCAGAGCAUCCAGCUCUUCCAUACCACACUGAGCUCGAAGAAGGACUGGAUCGACAGGCUCGGCCAACUGUCGCGGUAUCGGCAGCUCAUGAUAAUUUGGCAGAACUCCUUCAUGUACUAUGGCAGGAAGCUUGUAGAAGUGGGCGGCAUGACACCACAACAAACCGUGAACAUGGACCUCAGCUUCUUCGAAGUGAUUCAGGCUCUGCGUUAGAUGCACGACUAGGCCGAGCGUAGGCUGCUCUCCAUGUCUGUUUCGCGAUGGCUUGACGUUUGUGCCGCUUGAAAAGAUUACCGUACCCUAAGCCAGCGCGAUUUGGGUCCAAAAUUGUGAGAGAAGCCAAGUUAGCGAAAACACGGCAUUGGUAGGUGCGAACGCUUCCCAAGCAGUAUGUAACACGGCUCCUAUCUAUCAGUCCCAUAUAGCAAAUUUAGUCGGUAGCAUCUCCUACACAACAUCAGAUAACUAUGAAAACACGUAUACCCUGC